AUGAGAGCAGCCCCUCACCGGUCAAGGCGCAGCUCCUGCAGGAACUUGCUUAGUGCACAUGUCUACACAGAGCUCCUGGCCCCUCGCCGAGUGAGAGGGAGGUUGAGAGAUGCCGCGGUAGAUUGUGGAGGCGGAGAGCUGAUUGAAGAGAAUGAAGGGAUGAGAGAGAAGAGAGGAGCAAAAUGUCAGCGUGCAGCGAACAGUCGUGAGGACACGACUGUGUGUGUGGCUGGACCCACGGGGGUCGGGUCAAAGCCAUCUUUUCACUUCUUCGUGGUGUGGUGCCAUGCACAGGGGGAGAAUGAGCCUUCUCCUGAUUUUAAGCAGCACGUGAGGGAGCAGGGCGCGCACACAGACCAGCUGAGUCGGCGGCAGGUGCGCGUGUACCAGCUGUACAGCCGCACGAGCGGCCGCCACGUGCAGAUCCAAGGACGGCGCGUGAGCGCUACAGCCGAGGACGGAAACACUUUCGCCAGGCUGUACGUGGAGACAGACACGUUUGGCAGCCGAGUGCGGAUCAAAGGGGCCGAGAGUGGUAGAUAUCUCUGCAUGAACCGCAAAGGAAAGCUGGUGGGAAAGGUUAGCGGCAGAGGAAGAGACUGUAUCUUCACCGAGAUCGUCCUAGAGAACAACUACACCGCCUUUCAGAAUGCCAAGUACGAGAGCUGGUAUAUAGCCUUCAGUAGAAAAGGAAGGCCAAUCAAGGCCUCCAAAACCAUGGAGAACCAAAGGGAAGUUCACUUUAUCAAGCGGCUCCACAAAGGUCCUCUUCCAUUCCCAAACUCAGACCGGCCCAAACACUUUGAGUUUAUCAGCUUUCCUCCGAUGCGACGAGCCAAGCGUAACAGAAAAUCACCUAUGGCUUCCUAACACUGGGCGGCACAGACCUAUAAGACUUUUUUUAUAUCUAAUAACAAAAAAGAGGAAGCUUUAUUUUUUAUAUUUUCAUAAUGAAUGGACAUGAUGACCACUCGUUAUAAAGGGGUGACUGUACAUAUAAGAUAAUGAAAGAGGAUGUAUAUAUUUAAUAAGCUCAGAAUGUACUUGUGUGUUGUGUGAGCGCUUCAUGAAGAGAUGGGAGAGACACUGAAUUAUAAAAUGUUCAGUAAUAA
This is a messenger RNA of Trichomycterus rosablanca, 1112 nucleotides long. RefSeq names its product fibroblast growth factor 17 (gene fgf17). The transcript is spliced from 7 exons. Gene Ontology annotation, molecular function: growth factor activity; fibroblast growth factor receptor binding. Lineage: Eukaryota; Metazoa; Chordata; Actinopteri; Siluriformes; Trichomycteridae. The record is from RefSeq and is a predicted model, not a curated record. Bases 1 to 870 code for a protein of 289 amino acids. Gene Ontology annotation, biological process: positive regulation of cell population proliferation; cell differentiation; positive regulation of protein phosphorylation. Gene Ontology annotation, cellular component: cytoplasm.